This is a messenger RNA of Tympanuchus pallidicinctus (lesser prairie-chicken), 2860 nucleotides long. It is a transcript of the gene SNX3, whose product is annotated as sorting nexin 3. NCBI's taxonomy places the organism in Eukaryota, Metazoa, Chordata, Aves, Galliformes, Phasianidae. Gene Ontology annotation, molecular function: phosphatidylinositol-3-phosphate binding. Gene Ontology annotation, biological process: late endosome to Golgi transport; endocytic recycling. The transcript is spliced from 4 exons. Gene Ontology annotation, cellular component: early endosome membrane; retromer complex. The coding region runs from base 148 to 636 and encodes 162 amino acids. The record is from RefSeq and is a predicted model, not a curated record.
AUCCGCUGGCGGCGGCGUGGGCCCGCGUUGCCGGGCAGUCAGCUGGCCGCGGGGUGGUAAGAGGGCGGGCGGCGGAGGACGGCCGCGUUAGGGAGUUUGGUCGUGUCCUGCCGGUCGUCGGGAGGGUGCGAAGGCGUCCGCUCCGCUAUGGCUGAGACUAUCGCGGACACCCGGCGGCUGAUCAGCAAGCCGCAGAACCUGAACGACGCCUAUGGGCCUCCCAGCAACUUCCUAGAGAUCGACGUGGGCAACCCGCAGACCGUGGGAGUGGGCCGCGGCCGCUUCACCACCUACGAGAUCCGCGUCAAGACAAAUCUUCCUAUCUUCAAAUUGAAAGAAUCUACAGUCAGAAGAAGAUACAGUGACUUCGAAUGGCUAAGGAAUGAGCUAGAAAGAGAAAGCAAGGUCGUGGUACCGCCUUUACCAGGAAAAGCUCUUCUUCGUCAGCUCCCCUUCCGAGGAGAUGAUGGUAUAUUUGAUGAUUCCUUUAUAGAGGAAAGGAAGCAAGCUCUUGAGCAAUUCAUAAACAAGGUUGCAGGCCACCCACUGGCACAGAAUGAACGCUGUCUUCAUAUGUUCUUACAAGAUGAAGUAAUAGACAAAAACUACACACCAUCCAAAAUAAGACAUACUUGAAUUCUGAAAUCCUUUCCAAACAUUAGUGGUUCUUAUGCUUGAUUUUUAAGAGGUUGUAGUUUGUCUUAGCAUGCUGAGGAUAAACAGGCACAAAGUCUCCACUAACAUCAGUACACUGCUUGGUCUUUGCAUAUACUUUAUAGCAUUAAAAAACUCACUUGUCUUUUAUCUUAAUCCCUCUGAUUCAAGAGUACUAUAUUAUGAGACCAUCCACCCCUUGCAAUGUCUCACAAACCUUUCCACUCACUUGCAAUGACUUAACAAUGUUUACUGACUUGGCCUUACUUGAACUUGCACAGUUGUAGUGUCACAUGUUCACUUGUAUUUGACUAAACUGCUAUGCUUUCUGAGGUAGUCAUUUGUCUGAACUUCUUUAAGAGACUGCUUUCUUUCUGAUAACCCUAUGUGAGAUCACUUAUGCAAUUGUCUUCAAGCUUGUAAAACACUUUAUACUGAAAUAAUGAGGGAAUUAUCUUUAUAUUCUGUAAGAGGAAAAAUCAAAUUUAUAUACUAAAAUAACUUGUCUAAAAGUUUUGAAAUAAAAGUGAAAAUGCACUUCAGGUGUUUGUCACUCUUGACCUUGAGUGUGGACUAUCUCAUCAUUUCUGAGAAGCAAAGACUUUGCUAUUCUGAGUGAACUGAUGUUUCAGCCUUGCUGUAAUAUUCUUCUGCAAGGUAGUGCUUUGCCCCUAACAGCUAACCCUGUAAUGCCCUGGGAUAUGGGCAUUCACCAAUCCAGUGUUAUCAUAGAAUGGCUUGGGUUGGAAGGGACCUUGAGGGUCAUCAGAGAUGGGGCAUCCACAACCUGUCUGGGCAACCUGUUCCAGCAUCUCACCACCCUCUCAGUGAAAAACUGUCAUUCAUAAAGGUGCUGAAGAGCACCAGUUCCAAGACAGACCACUGGAGGAAAUCACUUGUCACCAGCCUUCACCUGGCCAUAGAGCUGUUGACCAUAAUCUUCUGUCUAUGACUUCCAACCAAUUCCUUAUCCAUCAAAUAGUCCACCCUUAAAAUCUGUAUCUCUCAAUUUUAGAGAUGAGGAUGUUAGUGAGGAACCACGUCAAAGGCUUUGAAGUCCAGGUAGAUGACAUCAGUUGCCUUCCCUUUGUCCACUGAUGCCAUCACAUAUAGAAAGCUACUAGGUUAGUCAGGAAUGACCCUCCCUUGUUGAAGCUGUGCUGGCUGUCUCAGAUAACCUGUUUAUCCUAUGUGUGCCUUAGCGUGUCUUCCAAGAGGAUCUGUUCCAUGAUCGUCCCAGGCACAAAGGUGAUGCUUACUGGCCUGUAGUUCCCCAGAUCUUCCCUCUCUUAUAAAUGGGAAUGGUGUUUUCCUUUUUGUCACAUUAUGAAAUGUGGAAAGUAUUAAAGGUUGUUCCAGCAUUGUUCAGCCUGUUCACGGUAGUCAACAGAUACAUGGCUUCAUUAAACUUCGAAGAAGGCUACAUCUUCAUUUGGUAUGAGAAGCCUCAAUUUAGAUUCAGCUAUUACAUGAAAAUUAUACCAUUCUGCAGAGAAAGAAAUGUUGACAUAACCUGUCAUAGGGCUUUUAGGUCUUAUAGCUGAAGAUUAAGGUGGUUCUGAUCUGCAACUGCCAUGUGGAAUAUAGAGUCAUGUAAGCAUGCUGUGCAGUGUGCUCGCUUCCCUGAAUGUUAAGAGAAGGAAAGGCUGUAACAUUGUGCUUUUAUGACCAAUGGUGAAAUGCAGAUUAUGAAUGCCUAAACUUGAGUUUGCAAGUAACAGCACUGAAACAAUCUUUCUCCCUAAAUGCUUUUAUGGCUACAAAAGCCUUCUUAGUAUUCUGAAAUAUGAUGUGGAAGUUACCUAUCCAGAUGCUCUUGAAAACCGGUUCAAGAACACUAGCAAUCUGAUCCAAUGUUUUGUGUUCUUAACAGUGCAUGUUCUAAACAAUUUGAGUGCAUGUUGGCUUAGAGUUGGUUUUGCUGCUUUUUCCUUCCUAUAUAAAAAUGUACUCUGUUCUGCCACAAUGUAAAGAACAUGCUACAAACAUGCAAAGUUACUAAUUUUCUUUAAAUAAGACUGUUAAUCUCAUUUUAAACUUCUACUCUGUCAUUUGUAUCGAAUUCUGGAUGUGAAAGCUUGAGCUGACAAAAUAUCGGCGGGCUGACUGGGUUAUGUGUAGUAUCAGUGAACACUUGUCUUUAAGCAUUCUAUUUUGUGGCUGCAAUAAAAGAAGAAUUCAUUUCUGACUGUAUCAACAAAAAUUA